AUGACUGAAUACAGAGAAAUUUUUCAAUGUUUGGAAGACGAAGUAAGGAAAACUGUAGAUGAAGAAGCGGCCACUAAAUACCUCAACUUGGCUCAAGACUUCGCGACAAGGAAGAUCAGUGUGGCCCUUUUCGAGAAGAGGGCUAAAGGACUCGUGCCAAUUUCUCUCCAUUCGAAAUUCAUUUUAACAAUCGGCGAUGUAAUGGAAGUAAGUGACCCAUAUCCACGCAGUAAAUAUUAGAGUUAAGAAACGAACACUCGCAUGAGCUUAUUGUAAACAUAUGUUUCUUUGCAGAUUUCCUUCAAACUCGACGGCAAACCCAAAAGAAAGCGCAAGAAAUCUGACACAGAAGAUCUGUUUGACGUCAUCUACUAUCAUUUCAUUACCAAAGGCUUGUGCGACAAGAAAUACGAAAAAGCAGAGGCUCAAGAGGUCGUGUCAACCAUCGUUACCUACACGAAGCUAGUGGAUUCUGAAGUCAAGACAAACAGUUUGGGGUUUCAGUAUUUGGAUCCAAUCAAGUAAGUCAGCAACUUAUAUUGUUGUAGCUUUUUCUAGUAAAACAAUGAUAUGAUAGUUGGAGAUAAUGAGAGCAAAAAAUAUUUUCAGAGUAAAAAAAGAAAUCUCUGAACAAGAUACAGUAACCGCAGUUCGAAAAUUCAACUGGUUGUUACCUUCAAAUGAAGCUCAAGACUUUGCAAACAUUUUCGCAUAG
Bursaphelenchus okinawaensis is the source of this 715-nucleotide messenger RNA. NCBI's taxonomy places the organism in Eukaryota, Metazoa, Nematoda, Chromadorea, Rhabditida, Aphelenchoididae. The record is from the annotation of a GenBank genome assembly.